Molecule: messenger RNA, 1470 nt
Organism: Betta splendens (Siamese fighting fish)
Lineage: Eukaryota; Metazoa; Chordata; Actinopteri; Anabantiformes; Osphronemidae
Gene: mrps9
Product: mitochondrial ribosomal protein S9
Exons: 11
Coding region: 3-1217 (404 amino acids)
Biological process (GO): translation
Cellular component (GO): ribosome; mitochondrial small ribosomal subunit
Molecular function (GO): structural constituent of ribosome; RNA binding
Source: RefSeq, a predicted model, not a curated record
UUAUGUCACGUGGCCCCAACGAGGAACUUCCGGCUGCGACGUCACUGCUGUCGGAAAACAUGGCGGCGUCCAGUGUGCGAACCGUGGGCAUCUAUCUGGGGAAAUGUGGGAUUUGCAGUUUGAAUUUAAAAACAGUUACGUCCCAUUUAAACCGACAGGUCCUGAGCAGACAGAUAUGCAUGAGCUCUACCGUCUACAGAAAGAACCUGGCUGCUGAAGGACCCGAGAAGUUCACAGUGGAGUUCAUUCAGAAGCAGGUGGAGGAAUAUAACAUCGGCAAAAGGCACCUUGCCAACAUGAUGGGAGAGGACCCCGACAAUUUCACGCAGGAGGACAUAGAUAGAAGUAUCGCCUACCUACUUCCCUCUGGCCUGUUUGAGAAGAAGGCUCGGCCCCUCAUGAAGCAUCCAGAGGAAAUAUUUCCAAGGCAGAGAGCUGUUCAGUGGGGAGCAGACGGCCGGCCGUUCCACUUCCUGUUUUACACUGGCAAACAGUCUUACUACUCCUUGAUGCACGAAACCUAUGGCAAAAUUCUGAACACGGAGAAAUAUCAAGAUCUUCUGAAAGCUAAAGGACUUUUCUCUCAGGAUGUCAAGCUAAUCUCUCUGGGAGCAAGCAGGUGGCUGACGAAGGAGGAACUGGAAGCUCUGCUAGUGGAGACCAUUUCAACUCAUGAUUACAAUCACUUCAUCCAUCUGAUGGAGCGACUGCUGUCACUGCACUACAGUGCAAUUGAGGAGGAGUUUAUCUUGUGCUACCGACGACAACUGGAGUCUCAGUCCAGAAAGCAAAUGGUGCCGCCGCUGGAGAGGGACGAACAAGGCGUGGCCUUCAGUGCUUCCGAAGGUCUGAGAAAGACUUCAAAGUCCUCUGUGGUUCUUAGAGACUGUGGCUCCGGACGUAUCGCCAUCAAUGGCCAAGACUACAUUCACUACUUCUCGGUGCUACAAGAUAGAGAGCAGCUGAUGUUCCCACUUCAGUUCACUGGCAUGCUGGGACGCUUCGACCUGGACUGCACUGUGAGUGGCGGCGGCAGAGCUAGCCAGGCGGGGGCGCUGCGACUCGCCAUUUCCAGGGCCCUGCUCAGCUUCCUGUCCAAAAGAGAGGGAGAGACCAUGAGACAAGCUGGCCUGCUGACCCCUGACCCCAGGGUGAGAGAGAGGAAGAAGCCUGGACAGGAAGGAGCACGAAAGAAAUUCACAUGGAAGAAACGAUGAGGAUAAGCGGGAGAACUUUAGUGUUAAACAUUCAGACUGGUUACAUGCUUUCUAGAAUUUAGCUCCUCAAACAAAAACAACGUUCAGAGAACCUUAAGGCAGUCUCGUGUCAGCCAUGUUUGGAAGAAGCAGGCUAGACAGUGCAAGAUGCACUGUGCAUUAUCAGCCACUAGAUGGAGGUGUGCAUCAAAGAAGAAGGAGGUAAAAGAAAGCUGUUAAUAUCAAUAAAUUAAUCUUUUCAUACAGAAAUAAA